AUGGAAGAGAAUUUGAAGAGUAGAAAGACGCGGGAGAGUAGAGGGGGUAUGGAUAAUAUAUGGGAGACGACUGCCAGCUAUAUUAGGGAGACCACUAGAGAGGUGUUGGGUGUCUUGAGAGGUCAAUCUGGAAAAUAUCGAGAAGACUGGUGGUGGAACGAAGAGGUCAAGAGAAAAGUGGAGUCUAAGAAGGUAGCUUAUGCUAAGUUGGUUGGAAGUAAGGAUGAUGAGAAAAGGCAGAAGAAUAAGGAGAAGUAUAAGGUAGCUAGAAGAGAGGCUAUGUUAGUGGUUACGGCGGCUAAGACAGCAGCUUUUGAGAGUUUGUAUGCGGCUUUAGAGGAGAAAGACGGAGAUAAAAACUUGUAUAGGAUGGCCAAGGCCAGGGACCGGAGGGCUCAUGAUAUGGUUCUGAUCGAUGAAACUCGGGGUGGAUUUAAUGAUAAGUUGGAAAUUUGGAGACAGACGCUUGAAUCUAAAAGUUUUAGGUUAAGUAUAACCAAGACGGAGUACUUGGAGUGUGCUUUAUUAGAAGCUAAGUACUGGAGUAUGGUGGAGAGUUGCCAUGUGGCUAAGGGGAGCUUUGCAAGAUUGUCCAAAUAG
Molecule: messenger RNA, 600 nt
Organism: Capsicum annuum
Lineage: Eukaryota; Viridiplantae; Streptophyta; Magnoliopsida; Solanales; Solanaceae
Exons: 3
Coding region: 1-600 (199 amino acids)
Source: RefSeq, a predicted model, not a curated record